AUGAACAUGAAAACCGUGCUCAUCCUCCUCGUUCUGGCUUUAGCCACGAUCUUUGCUUUAGUCUGUGUGUUGCUGACCAGGGGAAGGGCCCCCAGCAGCUGCCAGCACCAGCCCCCGGAGCAGGAGGACACUGGUGACGGCCGGAGCCUGGUCUUUGCCGAUCUGACACCCGAAGAGAUGGUGCAAGUGGUGCGGUACCUGCGGGGAAACCUCGGGGUGCAGCUGGUCGACGCCUCGCGAGCAAAACCUUCCGACAACUGCAUCGCCUCCGUGGACGUGCAGGUCCCCGCCAAGGCAGAGGAGCUGCGGUUCCUGGACGUGCUGGGUCCGCUGCGGACGCCGGCGUAUCACCGGGACGUGACGGUGCAGAAGUACGGGGGGAAGGUGCCGUACCACCGCAGACCCGUUACCAUCAAGGAGUACAUGGAUAUCAACGUCCUCAUCCAGCGGGAGCUCAGAAAGGCACCGCGCUUCCUCACCGAGUGCUGUGAGUCCGAUGGGACCGACCUGGCCAGCCUCACAACAGCCCACGGGGACCUCCACGUCUCCCGCUGGCAGCUGCGCCAAGUCUUCUACAACGGCCAGUACUUUGCUAGCACGGGGGAUCUGGAAGACGCGUUUGUGGCCGACUUGCUGAAGGUCGUCAAGAUCAAGAAGCCCCAGGCUGAAGCGGUGCUGGGCUCGAUGAGACCCCGGCGCCCGCCCGGGUCCCUGGGCCCACUGCAGUACGAGCCCCAGGGUCCCCGCUACAGCGUCAAGGACAACCGCGUCACCUUCCAGGGCUGGAGCAUCGCCUUCGGCAUGAACCCCAACUCCGGCCCACGCCUCUUUGACAUCAGGUACCGUGGGCAGAGGAUCGUCUACGAGCUGAGUCUGCAGGAAGCCUUAGCCCUGUACGGCUCCAACUGCCCUGGGGGCAUGUCGACCCGCUACCUCGAUGGGAGCUUCGGCAUCGGCAGGUUUGCCUACGAGCUUGUCCGGGGCCUCGACUGCCCCUACACGGCGACCUACGUGGACCAGCACUACCUGGUGGAGUCGGAGACCCCCAAAACCAACGAGAACUCGCUCUGCAUUUUUGAGCAUGAUGCUGCCCUCCCUCUGCGGCGCCACUUCUCUGACUUACAGUCCUUGUACUACGGCGGGCUGCAGAAAACCACCCUGGUCAUCCGUGCCAUCUCCACUCUCAUCAACUACGACUACAUCUGGGACUUCAUGUUCCAUGGUAGCGGGGCCAUCGAGGUCCGGGUCCAUGCCACCGGCUACAUUAGCUCCUCAUUCCUCCAUGGCCAAGGCACCAACUACGGCAACAAGGUUGGGCCCCACACGCUGGGGACGAUGCACCUCCACCACAUCCACUACAAGGUGGACCUGGAUGUUGACGGACAGUUGAACUCCCUGGAGACCCAGGACAUGGGGUACGAGCUCGUGAAAGAACCCUGGAGCAUGCAGAACACCAUUGAGCGGCCGUACCUCCGCAGGAAAAGGCUGGAGAGGGAGGACGAGGCAGCUUUCUGGCUCAAUGCCCCCAUGCCCCGCUACAUCUCCUUUGCCAGUCCCAGGUCCAACAAGUGGGGGCAUCUGCGCAGCUACCGGAUCCAGAUCACCAGCUUCGCUGGGGAGCACCUCCCCACCAGCAGCCCCAUGGAGAGGUCCAUCAGCUGGGGCAGGUGGGUGCCAGGGUCCCAGCAGAGAAAGGAGAAGGACCCCACCAGCCCCAGCAUCUACAACCAGAACGACCCCUGGACACCCACCGUUGCCUUCGCUGACUUCAUCAACAACGAGACCAUCACCAACAAGGACUUGGUCGCCUGGAUCUCUGUGGGAUUCCUGCAUGUCCCCCAUGCUGAAGAUGUCCCCAACACGGUGACCGUGGGGAACGGCGUCGGCUUUUUCCUGAGGCCCUACAACUACUUUGACGAGGACCCCUCGGUGGACUCGCCCAACAGCAUCUACUUCAGCAGCGAGCAGGAUGCCGGGGCAU
Leptosomus discolor (cuckoo roller) is the source of this 1981-nucleotide messenger RNA. NCBI's taxonomy places the organism in Eukaryota, Metazoa, Chordata, Aves, Leptosomiformes, Leptosomidae. The record is from RefSeq and is a predicted model, not a curated record.